This is a messenger RNA of Aphis gossypii (cotton aphid), 675 nucleotides long. RefSeq lists its product as uncharacterized. The record is from RefSeq and is a predicted model, not a curated record. Lineage: Eukaryota; Metazoa; Arthropoda; Insecta; Hemiptera; Aphididae. The coding region runs from base 1 to 675 and encodes 224 amino acids. The transcript has 4 exons.
AUGGUGUACCAAGGAGAGAAUAUGCUCAUUAUAGAGUCUAAAAUUCAAGACGGAUGUCGCAUACUGUUAAAUCGUAACGACUUAUUAAAGUUACAAGAUUUAGAGUGGUCAAUUUUCGAGAUCAUCGAGAGAAAAACCAAAAUCGUUAAACCGCUCGUAAUACAGCAAAUUAAUCAAAUCGCAUCAUACUUAAAAACAAAUACCAAAGUUGAAACUAGAACGCUUGAAGAUAUGACAAUUCGCGUGAAAAGCAUUAACAACAUUUGCAUUGCAACACAUGUAAAUGACUACAAUUUCACAAGUCAGCUUCAAUUACAUGCAGCUGAACAUAUCGCACAAAGAUGGUUGGACGAAUUAGAAAAAGAUGAGGGAUACGAGAAACCUUUUUCACCGCCAUCAUUUUACACUAUAUUUAAUGAGGAAAUUCUUUCUGAUAUCUCCCCUCCAUCACAGACAAGCUGUACAGAUGAAACGAUGGACCAUACGGCCCGCAAUACAAUACUUAUACAGACGAAAACGAUGGACCAUACGGACCGCAAUACAAUACUUAUACAGACGAAAACGAUGGACCAUACGGUCCGCAAUACAAUACUACCAACUCACUACCCAAAAGACGACACACUGUUUAAUGUACUUUUGUGUAAAAAUAUUUUUCUGCAGUUUUCUCAGGAAUAA